This is a messenger RNA of Vitrella brassicaformis, 4396 nucleotides long. The record is from the annotation of a GenBank genome assembly. NCBI's taxonomy places the organism in Eukaryota, Vitrellaceae.
AGGAUUAUGGCAAAAAGACGAUCGAUCAAGCUACGGUCAAACUAGACGUUCUGAAAUACUCAUCUCUGUGUCUGUCUCAUCAGCUGAUGAAUGGAGGCAUUGUCGCCUCCCUCGGCACACCGACAGCAUCACCCGCACCCCCUCUUUAUAAACAGCACGAACCGACACAACAGGCAAAAAGCGCUAAACAACACACACACAGAGACACCAUCGGAGUACACUACCCCGACCCACUCCCACGGCACCCUACUAAUCGCUCACCGUACCAGACACCCGCACAAUAAAAAGGCCCACAGGAAUGAGGGUGCCAUUGACACAACAAGGCACCAGCAAUGAGUGCGAUAAAUCCGUCCAUCCAUGCGAUCAGAAGCCAGCCAAGGAAAAAGAGGAGUCUACAGCCACCCCACCCCAGCAGCCAGUCAGCUGCUGUGCACCCUCCCUCCCCUCCUCCCCCUCACCAGACCUGGCACUCCUCCCCUCUUGCCUGUCGAUUGACCACCGAGUCCGCCGGGCAGUCGAAGGCAUCAGAAAACUCCACCAGGUUGGACACCGGACCCAGCGAGCGGAAGCGACCUGGCGAGUGCACGGCAGUGCCCAGCCGACUGAUGACACACGCACAAUACAACACACACCAUCACAACACCUGCCAGCGGCCAGGUAGGUGCUCACCUUUUGGCGACCUUCGGUCGGACGAUUUCGCACCAGUUCUGUCCCCAGGCCACCCAGAAGAGCUGCUCGACUGUGAGGUCUGACCCGUCGAGUGGGCGUGUUUGCAGGUCCUCCUCUGAGAGCGUCUUCCGGAGGGCCCUGCGGGCCAGCUUGACGCCGCCUGCAGAGGAAAAGGGAGGGACAGACGCGAGCUAUGCACCAAAUGAAUGCAAUCACGGCAUGGCAGGUUGACGCACCCACCCAGGUCAGCAACAUUCUCGCCCAAGGUGAGCCGGCCGUUCAUUUUGAUGUCCUCCGUCUCCCCUGGGAGGUCUUCGGGGGUGAGGACGACGUAUUCCGAGAACUGGUCGGCCACACACGUGGUGGCGGCCUCGAACUUGGUCUUGCUCUGGUCGCUCCACCAGUUGCGCAGCUUGGCGUCUGCGUCGUACUGCGCCCCUUGGUCGUCGAACCCAUGUGUCAGCUGCAAGGCGCACACACACACACAGGGAAGCGAGCACAUUCAUGCCGGGAUGGAUGGAUGGAUGGAUGGAUGUGCGCGCUUGACCUCGUGGCCCAUCACACCGCCAAGGCCGCCAUAGUUCAAUGCCUGCGACACACAAACAGAGAUGCUCAUCAUAUGCACACCCACACCCACACACAUGCACAGCAGACCUUACCUUCUUUGCGAGGACUUCGUUCCGUGGGUCGUCUGGGUUGAACGAGUGGAAGUUUGGCUUCUGGAGGAUGCCGGCCAGGAAGACCAUUUCGUUGUAGUAGGGGCUGUAAUAGGCAUUUUGCUCGAUGGGCGUGACGUCCCACACCUCACGGUCGACAGCACGGCCGUAGAACGAUGCCAAGUAGUUGAGCUGGCCGACAGACAACACGCACACGCAGACACACAUGCCGUCCGUCGACACAGAAGUGCGUGUGUGCGUGCGUGUUGGGUGGACGGCUGACCCCUCUUCUGGCGAGGUAGAAGGAGGCGUUGAAGAGCUGUCCGUCGAGCUCCCUGGCGGCGUCCUCGGGGCCGUACAGCUUGGUGAGCUUUGUCUUGUAGUCGUCGGACAGCACCCACUCGGGAUACGCAAUCUUGUCCGUCAUCUUCUCUAACUUCUCGUACGCCACAGACCUACAUGAACACACACACAGACGAACGGCCUGUCAUUCGCUCUCUCUCUGUCUCUCUCUCUGUUGCUGUUGUUGUGUUGGCUCCCUGACUUGGUGGUGUCGCUCAUCCAGGUGCUCUCAUCCAGUGUGUCGUUGAAGGCGGCCUUGAUGUUUGCGAGCAUCUCCUCCGCCACAGCCUUGGCCUGUGGGUCGAAGUCAGUCAAUAUGGUCCGCGUCACCACCUGAGUGAACCACCCACGCAACAGACAGACAGAUAGCAAUUGCAUGCGCGGCUCCCUGGCUGGCUAGCCUCUCCGCCCACCCACGCACGCACUCUCUCUCUCUCUCUCUCUCACCCAGUCCAUGACAGCUCUCGAUCCCGACUGACAUUCGUCCCACCGCUGCUUGGGCUCCACGCCGUACACGUCACGACGAAAGGUGUACCAUAGGUCAGCCCACUCACGCGUCAGGUAAGCACCCGCUCUGCACGCAAAGAGAGAGAGGACAUCAUUUGACGGCCUUCUUCGUCUGUGUGCGAGCGUGUUGUGUUGGUGUCUUGGUCUUACGCGUUGAAGAGCUGUGACUGGAAGUAGGAAAGCAGCGCUUUGUCAUCCCAUUUCUCGGUGAGCAGCGUGUUCAGCUUGCGGAAGUAGUCCCGGUUGUGGAUGACGAUCUCGGUGUCAUUCGUUAUGGGGAUCCCGUUCAGGUCGAUCUCAGACUCUACACACAGCACGUGACACAUCCAUCCAUCCAGCGGCCAAUCAACAUGCCCGUCUCGCCUCUUAUUCAUGCGUACCAUAGACCUCAAAGAACCGGUCCCAGUCAAAAUUCGGUGCCAGCUGCUUCAUCUCUCCCAGGGUGACCGGCAGGGUGGUCUUGACCACAUCGCGCUGCUCCUCCGGGCUCAGGAAGAUGCCCUGCAGGUCCUUCUCGAUGGCCAAAGACGCCUCGGCGCUCUCUGCAGGCGAGAGGCGGCCGGAUGAGACGCCCCGCAGCGAUGGUGAGGGUAGGGCGUCCUGGAACAGCUGCUGCGCGCCAUUGAGGAAGGCCACGUAAGCUUCGGUGGUCUUGUUCUCGUUGUACUGUGUUUGAACCAACAGACGAAGAGCACGAACAGACGCAUCAUCAUUCUGGUGCGUUUCCUUAUCUGCCUUUCUCCCCUGUCCUGCGCACCUGAGUGUAGUCGAGGUUCAAGCCGCUCUGCAGGAGAGAAAAGGGGCGAGCAGUGUUUGUGUGUGUCCGGCCGGGAUGGAUGGAGGGGGAGUUGUCUGUCUGUCUCGUUAAUUCACCUGGUACAGCUGUAUGACUGUGGUGUUCUCCGGCGUGAUCGGAUUCUGCUCAAAACUCAGACUGAGGAGCGACCGGAUGCCGUUGGCCUGCAACUUGCCCAGCAUCUCAGCAGCCACUGAGCCCCGCUCUAAUGUAACAGAAACGCACAGAAAGACAGACAACCAUACACCCCAUCGAUAGGCACUUCGUGAGCAGACGGGGUCGGUGGGUACGGGUCGGUCACGUACGUACCUUUGGGCGUCAUGUCGUCCCACCCCUCGAUGGACGGCUGCAGCACGAAGGGCAGCGAAUCCUGCAGAAAGUCGAUCAUCGGCUUGGUCCCCAGCUCGUCCUGCCGGUCACGAUUCAUGCACGCCUGCCCAGCCAAACAUGCCACACCACACCCAUCGUCUCAUCUAUGUGUGUGUGUGUGUGUGUGUGUGUGUGACUUGGAAGUAGCAGAAGAGGAGUGCCUCCCAUCCGUCCUUUGGGGCUCUGGUGCGGUUCUCCUGGUCGGGCAGCGCCUCACAGAUGCCGCUCUCCAACACUUCGAGAAUCAUGUACCUGUAAGGUGCAACACACACACACACACAGGCACAGGCAGGCACGUCAGAUCGGCAGAUCGGCAGAUCUGGUUGCUCGCGCCACUUGACUCAUUCACCAUUCACCUCGUGUCGUUGUAGAGGUUAUCGAACGACUUGGUCCAGCUGCCCUCUUCUGCGGGCAGCUCAAAGCUCUCCUUCCACGAACCACACGCAAAGGAGUCAGGGUCCUGAAGUGACGCAGCACUCACACAGAGAACGGCGCCCUCUGUGCCCGCCCGUUCGCGAUCCUCAUCCAUCUCUUCUCACGUAGCAUGGGUCUGCAGAGAGGUCCAUAGAGCUGAGGACGCCCUCUGUGAGGGGUGACAGCGGGGAGCCAUUGACCUCUUCUGCCUCGCCAUUGGUCGGGGGAUCUCCUGACGUGACCUGCUAACCUCACACCACACACGGAAGCAGGCACACACCACACACAUCCACCGAUGGAUGGAUGAAUGCACACAGGCCGGCCGGCAUCAUGUUUCCGGGGAUCUCUUCACCUGUGAGAUUCCACGCUGCAAGAUGACGCCGGCAAGCAAACACAAAAAGAGCUCACGAACAGCCAUGUGUGUCAGGGGGAAGAACUUGAAGGCAGAGAACUUGAAGACCCUCGAGAUUCUGUCUGAUGCAAGGCAGCAUGUAUGCAAGACACACAAGACAGCUCUCCUUGUCCAGCCAGUCUCAGAUCUUCCGCCUGGGGAAGGGGUUUCUCCCUCUGGGCUAGGGCUGAGGGCGCACAACAGUUUUCAAACAGCGUACCAGUCUAGUCUGGCGCCCUGGCGCCCCUUGUG